GACCCGACCUACCCACUCUACCCAAUCUGUACAUUUAUAUGCUUCAUCCUCGUCUUGAUUCCCCUUCCAUGGCAUUUGCAGGCAUGGAACGUUGGAACUUGUGCAUACAUGAUCUGGACUGCCGCAGCUUGCCUCAACCAAUUCGUGAACACUGUCGUCUGGAGGAACAAUGCUAUCAACUGGGCUCCUGUAUGGUGUGAUAUCUCAUCACGCCUUAUAGUUGCUACUUCUGUUGCAAUUCCGGCUGCGUCCCUCACCAUUACGCGCCGUCUGUAUAAAAUUUCACGUGUGCAGACUGUUGUGUCUAGCCAAAAGGAGAAACGUCGAGAAAUGGCUAUUGACCUGGGACUUUGCGUUGGCCUGCCAGUCCUCGUCAUGAUUUUGUACUAUUUCGUGCAAGGCCAUCGGUUUGACAUCUUUGAGCAAAUUGGAUGCUUCCCAGUUGCUGUCAAUACAGCUCCGACAUACGUCUUGGUCUGGAUGUGGCCGUUGCUGUUGGGAGUGAUCUCGAUGGUUUACUGCACUCUUACAGUCUCAGCCUUCCUCAGACGCCGAAAGGAAAUGAGUCAAUUCCUCAACAGUAACGCGCAGAUCACGUUCUCCCGUUACUUCCGUCUUAUGGCUCUUGCGUUGAUGGAUACAGUGCUGACGGUACCGCUUGCUUCUUUUGCAAUCUGGUUGAAUGCAGUGCAGUCACCCAUUUCCCCCUGGAGGGGCCUUGCGGAUGUGCACUGGGGCUUCCAUCGUGUUGAACAAAUUCCCGCUAUUCAAUGGCGUUUGGAUCACUGGGUCGUACUCUCGUUCGCCUUUGACCAGUGGUUCAUCAUCCUGUGCGCUGUCACAUUCUUCGCGUUUUUCGGAUUCGCAGAGGAGAGCCGCAAAAAUUACGCGAAGAUCUACUGGACUAUCAUGCGAAGAUUUGGUUAUCAGCCAAAGCCGAAGGCA
Molecule: messenger RNA, 945 nt
Organism: Fomitiporia mediterranea MF3/22
Lineage: Eukaryota; Fungi; Basidiomycota; Agaricomycetes; Hymenochaetales; Hymenochaetaceae
Product: STE3-like pheromone receptor
Exons: 4
Biological process (GO): G protein-coupled receptor signaling pathway
Cellular component (GO): membrane
Molecular function (GO): mating-type alpha-factor pheromone receptor activity
Source: RefSeq, a predicted model, not a curated record